AUGCACCGACUCCGCCAACUCCCAAGAGGAGGAUCUCUUCACGACAAACAACUCGGAACUACCACAGGGGUUUUCGGAACAGCGUCUCAAGAAGAAUGUGGGAACAGCAUUAGACCGCACCCUCGCCACCUCCCCUCGCAGGCGCUGGUGUUGGCCCCGACCCGUGAGCUGGCUCGGCAAAUCCAGCUGGAGGAGCGGGACAGGAGUCGCUCCAGCUUGCUUUUUUGCAGUCUGAAGGAAAAAGGGGUUCGGUGUCAAACAAGUGGCUUUCUCCCAUGCCCAACCUUACUUCUUAGAUCAAUCCAUGAACUCGCUCGGUCCACUUGGGCAUCUUUGUUUGAGGGGAGCACCAACAACUCUGCGCUAUUUGUUUUUUUGGUAAAGAAUGAGAAAAGGAAGAGAAGUACCGAGUCCUCCGAAGGGACAAAGUGGCACAGCCUCGAGGCGCUGCGCUUCGGCCGCUCCGCGGGGAUCCUGUGCUGCUCCUGCACCGGGGGCGAGUCCAAGGGCGAGCAGCUGGAGUGGCUGAAGCGGGGCUGCCACAUCAUUGUGGCGACGCCCGGAAGGCUCAACGAGGCAGACCGGAUGCUGGACAUGGGCUUUGAGCCCCAGAUCCGGAGGAUCAUUGAGGAGUGCCCUCGCGGCGCGGACCGCCAGACGCUGCUUUUCAGCGCGACCUGGCCGAAGGCUGGGAAGUGCCGUUUGUUUGCGUCUGAUGAGUUGGCGCUGGAUGCUUCAGACCCCAGGUUGCCUUGGCCCGUCGCCACUUGUACGCAGCUUCGGCUCUCAGCUCUGGAGUCCGCAUCCGGGCUGAAGAAUGGCGUGGAGGCACUUUCCCCGCAGCUGCCGGGCAAGCUACUGGUGACCAGCUUCCAGGGGAUGCCCAUCUUCGCCAAGAACGGAGUGUUCAUGGCGGAUGUGGGUUCUGGUCCUGCUGGGCCUGCAGAGGAGCUUCCUGGCAGCGGGCAGAUCAAUUGGCCCAACUGCAUCACAGUGGUGAAUUCAAGCACUUUCGGAUUCACCGCCAUAGCUGUCGGCAACGGUUUCCUGGUGCCAUCGCACACCACAGGCGGAGUUUACGUCAUGGAGGCUUCGCCAGAGCCUACAAAGUUGAAGGCUCCCGUGAAGAUUACCAAGGACCAGUCCGAGAAGCUGCCGGACUCCGGGUGGUUCUAUCACCAGGCUCACUUUGUGGACAUGGAUGGAGAUGGGCUCGAUGAUGUCGUGACUGCUCGCUGCCAGUACUCGGUGUGGCCAUGGGCCAAGAAACGAGGCGAGCUGGUGUGGCUGAAGCAGCCUGCGCAGGGCGCCCUGUCUGGUGAGCCUUGGCAAGAACAUCAACUUGGAGCCGGGCCAGACUUUCUCUUCUGCGUGCGCCCGGGCAAAAGCUUCUCACUGGUGGCCCCAGAAUUCAUCACUGGCAAGGUGGUGUACUGGUUCAUGAAAAACAGCACCAUGAAGAGCCGUGAACUGGACAGCUCCAUGGGCCCUGGCUUCUCCUGUUCCUGGGAGGACUUGAACAACGACGGGCACCUGGAUUUGUUGGUCACCAACCAUGCAGCGGUGAACGGCUCAGUUUUCGCUUACACCUUCGACAGCGAGGAUUUGGAGACAGCCAAUGUGUCGCGCCACGUGCUGGCUACAGGCUUCUCUCCCUUCAAGGUAGACAAGGGCAAGGCCUCCCCAGGUGAUGCUUUGGCCUUUCAGCCAGAGAUCAAGAUGAAGGGCAAGCCGUCGAUCUUUGUGUCGGGGGACAAUUCCAACAGCAUCUUCUUGCUGACGCCAAUGUCAGACUCCACGGAGGACUGGCGGUACAGCAAAAAUAAGGUCAGCUAUCUUGGCGGGGACAUUGGCAGACCCUCCAUCAGUGACGUGGACCAUGAUGGCUUCGCCGAUAUUUUCGUGCCGGUGUAUGAUGCCAAGCAAAUUGUCCACUACAAGUUUCGCAAGGCAGGCCUGGGCGCUUGGGCUGUGCUCCGCAAGCGCCGGCGUCCGACAGUCGUUCGCCUGAGAUUGUUGUAUGCAUCCACCACCGGUACCUCUGAGAGAUUCGCCCAGGCGCUGGCGCAGGCAGUGCAGGCCGAGGCCGGUGAGGCGGGGCUGCAGAUUACCGUGGAGGAUUUGUCCACCUUUGCUUUCGACGAGCUGCUUGCACGAUCUGCAGAGGCUACCGAAAUCGUGGCGUUGCUGCUGUCCACACACAGCGACGGCUUGCUGCCACCCAGCUCUGCCCACUUUGGUAUGCUUUUGGCAGAUCAUGUGCACGACUUCCGAGUCGGCAGGUCUGCCAUGCGCCACUUGCACUUUGCGGUGCUUGGCUUUGGUAGCUCCGUUUAUGCGGCGGCUGGCCAUUUCUGCACUGCUGCAGCGCUGUCCCGAGAGAACUUUGAGCAUUCAGGGCUCCUGCAGCUAGUCAGGGGCAUGAAGUCCGUGCUGAUGGGGCCCUUGCAGCCCUGGGGGCACGUAGGGUGGCACCCUUGGCGCGGGUCACAGACACCCGUGAGCAAUCAGAGCAGGUUGAGGCUUGGAAACGCGAGUUGCUCGCUGCCGUCAGGGCUGCGCUCAGCGGGGAGCAGCCAAGACAGGCGGUGGGUGUGGAGGGCCAGCAAGCGGCGGAGGCAGCUGUCGCAGCCACCGCAGACGUCCCAGGACGGCGAGGAGUCGGACGAUGACAACAGCACCACUGUGAGCUCAGGCAUGAUGCCUGAGCUGUCGGCCACCUACGGCCUGGGCUUCACGUUGCUGCAGCGCAUGGGCUACCGCGCUGGCACGGCCUUGCGCCCCGGGGCGCUGGCAGCGCCCCUGGCGGCACGGGCCAACGCGGGCCGCCAGGGGCUUACGGAGGACGGCGUAGAGUCAGCAGACGAGCCUGGCCCGGCAGAGGACCUCACGGAUUUGCUGCAGCAAACGCUGCGGAGUAUGCGCGAGGCCGGCGAUGCCGAGGAGGCGGAGGAGCUGCAGCGCAUGGCUGGCUUCUGCCAGCUGGAGGCCCUGGAAGCGCAUGCCGCACCACGGCCAAGGAAGCCAAAGGCGCCUCCACAGCGCCGUCGCGACGACGGCGCCUCCGCCGGUGCAAUGGCGGAGCUGCUGCGCCAAUUUGCCUCCGCGGACUUCCCGGUUGAAGUGCAGCAGCAAGAGAGGCAUUUGAACUGGCGCAAGCGCUGGCAAGCAGCGCUGGGGAGCUACAAGGACUUCGUUGAGCGUCAGGAUAGCUUGAUGCUCAUUCCCUGCCCUGGCGGCCUCGCUUUGGUGUUGCCGCGCUGCAGGCAGCCUGCCCACUCAGCUUUCCGAGAAGGCUGCAUCUCCUGGUGCCACUUCCAAACCUCCCGCUGCGCCAAGAAGCCGCUGAAGCGGAAGUGGCGCCACGUGGCCACCGUCCUGCGCCGCAUCUGCGGCGCAGACGCCGCGGCAGCUGCGGCAGCCGCGGCCGCCGCGCCCGCAGAGGCUGCAGAGGCUGCAGAGGCCGAAGAUUUCGCGGCGGAGGAGACACCUCCGGAAGUGAAGGCAGAGGUGCCGGCGAUGGAGUCCAGCGAGGACGAAGCUGGCCUCGGCUGGACGCUGGAUGCAAGUGAUGCGGCGAAAGCAGAAGCGUCAGAUGUCGAGGAGCUCGCAGAGGGCUGUGCCAGCACCGGCACCAAGGAGCGGCCCAUGCUUACCAGCAAGCACCGGGCACAGCUCACCAAAGAGGGUUACAAGAUCGUGGGCUCCCACUCCGCAGUGAAGCUGUGCCGCUGGACCAAGCACCAGCUCCGAGGUCGAGGAGGCUGCUACAAGCAUUCCUUCUACGGUAUCACAUCCUACCAGUGUAUGGAGGCAACGCCCUCUCUGGCAUGUGCCAACAAAUGUGUCUUCUGCUGGCGGCAUCACAAGAAUCCAGUUGGAACUGAAUGGAAGUGGUCCAUGGACCCUCCUGACCAGAUCGUUGCUGAAGGCGUUGAGCAGCACAGGAGGAUGAUCCGGGAGUGCAAAGGCAUUCCCGGUGUCAAGAAGGAGCGCUUCGAAGAAGCCAUGACAGUGAGGCACUGCGCUUUAUCCUUGGUGGGCGAGCCCAUCAUGUACCCCAGGAUCAAUGAGCUGGUGAACGAGCUACACCAGAGGCAGAUCAGCACUUUCCUGGUGACGAAUGCACAGUUUCCCGAGGCCAUCCGAACCCUGAGUCCCAUCACGCAGUUGUACGUGAGUGUGGACGCAGGGACCAAGGAGACGCUGAAAGCGGUGGACAGGCCGCUCUUCUCGGACUUCUGGCCCAGAUUCUUGGAUUCCAUGAAGGCCUUGGCGGCGAAGAAGCAGCGGACGGUGUAUCGGCUCACGCUCGUGAAGGGGCACAACAUGGAAGAUGCUGCAGACUACGCAAAGCUUGUCGCGUUGGGAAAGCCCGAUUUUAUCGAAAUCAAGUCUGUGACUUUCUGUGGCGAGUCCAAGGCUUCUUCGCUUACUAUCUCAUGCACGCCUUGGCAUGAGGAGGUCAAAGCAUUUUCCGAAGCUCUUCUUGCAAAGGAAGGUCUUGACGAGCAGUAUGAGCUCGCUUGCGAGCAUCAGCAUAGCUGCAUCGUGCUGCUGGCGAACAAGCGGUUCAAGGUGGAUGGCCGAUGGCACACCUGGAUCGACUACGAUCGUUUCCAUCAGUUGGUCAGAGAGGGCAGGGACUUUGAUGCCUCGGACUACUGGGCGCCAAGCCCAAACUGGGCGCUCUACGGCUCGGAGGAGGCCGUGCGACAAUUGGCCUUCGACUUCCUCCGACGGCCGGUGCACGUGCACAUAGGUGAGAUGAAUUCAGCAAAGGCAAACACUGACGUGACACAGCACGUCGUCUUGCUGGAUAGGCUUGAUGAGAUGCUCGUGGAGCACCUCGGAGAGGAGGAGCUUGCCAUUAUCUUCGUCUCAACCAAGAGAUGUGUUCAGGACAUAGCAAGGUACCUUUGGCAUCACAGCUUCGGAGUCGCAGAGAUCCAUGGCGACAAGGACCAGCGAGAGCGCGACUUGGCGCUCCGCUCCUUUACCAACAAGGAGAAGCGGGUCAUGGUCGCCACCGACGUGGCCUCCCGUGGACUUGACAUCAAGGGUGUCAAGCUUGUCAUCAACUACGAUGCUGCCAACACCCCUGAGGACUACGUCCACCGUAUUGGGCGCACUGGCCGUGCGGGGGAGAAGGGCCUCUCGUGCCAUGGCAAACAGGGUGAAAAGCUGCGUGCCAAAGCCAGGGGCCCUUUGAAGAUGGACUCAUGCGGACUGGAGGGUGGCUACAUCAUGUUGCAUUCUAUGAAGUACAUUGAUGUAAGGGGGGUGUGGAAUGGUGCUGAACAUGUGACCAUUAACAUUUGCAUCCUGAAGGAUGGUGCAUAUGUGUCAUGA
Molecule: messenger RNA, 5352 nt
Organism: Effrenium voratum
Lineage: Eukaryota; Dinophyceae; Suessiales; Symbiodiniaceae
Source: the annotation of a GenBank genome assembly